AUGGAGUCAUCGCCACGCAGUGCACUGUUUCGGGAGAUCCACAAGAACACCUGGCUCAAGCGGAUCACCAGUGACGUGAAGAAGUUGUCUGUUGGCGCUAAAAGGUCGGAGAAGUUCUGGGUGGUAUUUUGCGUUCAUGAUGACUUCGACGCCCUGCUGGAAGGGUAUGUGGAGCCCCGCAUGGCCCCGUCGCACUCACCCGAGUGGACAGUCUCCCUCCAGCAGACACUCCACAUUUCGCAUGCUCUGGUGCCAUUGGAGCAGGAGUACGAGUUUGUAAUCACCCUGAGUUCCGACGUUGUUCGCUUCAGUGCCUCAUCGUGGGAAAUUAUGCAAGAAUGGGUGGAUACGCUGCGCUCGAAGCUCAGGGAGAUGAAGAUCCUCUCGCCCAGGGAGAAUAUCUACAGCAAACUGCCGGAGAUUCGACCGCCGCUUUUGCCAACGAGAGAUCCAACAUCACCACUGCCAGCUCCGCCACCUGUUCCAGCCGCCCUGGUGCCUGGAAUUGAGAGAAUCAUCCCGUCAGCCAUCACAACAGUCCCCGUCACCACGAGCACGACUAGUGCGGUGAUAACGGGCCAAAACACGCCCACGACAAGUGCGAUGUCCAACACCCUCACGCAGAAUCUCAUUGCAAUGCUCUCCAGUCCCAUCGCGAAUCUGCGCCAGCAAUCGGACGAAGUACAGGCCUCGGGGAGUGCACCCCGGCCGAUAACUUCCACAUCUUCACCCCAAGGCAGCUUAACAAAUGGAUGUGCAAGUCCAGGCAAGAAGACAGCCACGAAGACGUCAUCGAAGCCACUACAGAGUCUCGCCAAGACGUUUUCCGACAAUGUACUGGCUGAUCCCAACACGUGUCCGCCGUCCACGUCCACCCAGGACGUCCAAGCCGAAGGAUCCUCGCUGAAUGGGGUGAUCGUCCCCUCUGAAGACAGAGAAUCCGAUUGCAACAGUGUGGAGGAUAUGCCUAUUGUGGCUGAACCCAUUAUGAUUCCCAGACCCCAGACACAAAAGAGACGACAAUCGCCCUCACAGACAAAUCAGGAAAUCACCACUGAAACGAGGGGAUUCGAAGGUUCUCCUUCAACAUCAGCUCCGAAAACGAAUGUUACUAUAAUUCAAGUGACAAACACGACUAAAUCAUCAGAUUCAUCUUCUGAAGAUUCUGUAGAGCUUUCCAGUGAUCACCAGUUUAAGUGCAACGUUAAGAUAAAUCCGUCCAGUGACUCUGCCUCGUCAUCCAAGGCGGAGACGCCGAAGAAGAAGAACUGUGGGACUCAUGAGAAGGUAGAAAUCUCAUCUGUUCACAUACCAAGCACCUCAACUGGUCACUAUGGGAAGAUUUGUACCCUAUCCGAAGGACAGAAGGUCACAGUGACCACAACGAAUAGUAAUUUUGCGACUAACAUCUCAGUAGAGGCUUCACCGGCAAUUGGAAGCGUUUACGAGCAGCUGUUCAUCACGACGACUUCUGCAGCUCCUGUCAUUGUGAGUUCAGCCACGGAUACGCGUGUGGUGAAUCUUAUAGCAAAUCAAGCGCGAUCAGCUAGUCAUUCAGAGAUCCCAGUGAAUCGUCCAAAGCCAUCAGAAGCGGGCAGUUCCAGUGGGACGCCGAGAAAGGAGAAGAAAUCUCCACAAAAAACUCAAUCGAGACCUGUUUUGACGCGCGGAGUAACGGAAGCUGUCCUAAGUCGACCUUCUAGGAUUGAUAAGAAUGCUAUUAGUCCGACAGCAAGUGUGCCGAAGACUCGUCCUCAAGUGCCUGGACAGGCGAGUGGGCAGGAUCAAAGGAAAAGGAGUAGCUCAACUUCAGAUGCUCAGCAAACAAGGAAUGGGAGGCCUUCGACUGGAGUGAAUUCGGCACCGGGAACCUCCAAUCCGCCGAGGGGGAGUCAAGCGUCAGCUUAUAGGCCUCCGCCUGAUGGCAGUGCACAGCAGAAUCUCGGGAGGUUGACUCUGAGGGAGCAACAGGUGAUGCACAUGAGGCGGGAGAUGAUGCACCCGGGAGGCGUGAGACUUCAGCUGAGGCGGAAGGAUUGCCUGGGAUCAAUCGCUUGGGUGGACGCAUUUGGGGCCGUUUGGGUAUCCGGAUGGAAACAGAAAGAGCAUCCAAUGCUCUAUAAUGCCCUCCACGUGGGCGAUCAGUUAAUUUCUGUUGGUGGAGUGACUGUAGGAUCAGCGGCGGAUGCUAACAAGUUGGUGAGGAGCAGUCUGGGUCUCUACGUGGAACUGAUAAUCAGGCGUGUUCCCUUCGGUCGCUGCUACGCCAUUCGUCGCGAUCUCGAUGGUCAGUGUUUGGGACUCGUUCGAGAUUGCGCCACUGUGGUGGAUCUCGUGCCCAACAGUCUGGCAGCGCGCCACGGUCUGCCGCCAAAGGCUCAGACCUGCGAUGGGCUGUCAUUGACCUUUUGGGUGCUGACUGAAAUCAACGGUCGGCCGUUGAACUUGUUCGCUAAGGAGACAGAAGUGAAGGAUCGCCUCAAUGCCGUGGGCAGGGACAUAUCGAUAUUGGUGCAACCGUCGGAUCUCGUGGCGAAGCUCAAGAAACAGCUGAAAUCACUGAGAAGUCACAAAGACUACAUUGUGCAAUAGAUUUAGCGGUUGGG
This is a messenger RNA of Phlebotomus argentipes, 2606 nucleotides long. RefSeq lists its product as uncharacterized. The transcript is spliced from 7 exons. The coding region runs from base 1 to 2592 and encodes 863 amino acids. Lineage: Eukaryota; Metazoa; Arthropoda; Insecta; Diptera; Psychodidae. Gene Ontology annotation, cellular component: plasma membrane; cytoplasm. The record is from RefSeq and is a predicted model, not a curated record.